Messenger RNA from Mercenaria mercenaria, 17721 nucleotides. RefSeq names its product midasin-like. The record is from RefSeq and is a predicted model, not a curated record. NCBI's taxonomy places the organism in Eukaryota, Metazoa, Mollusca, Bivalvia, Venerida, Veneridae. Gene Ontology annotation, biological process: ribosomal large subunit assembly; rRNA processing. Gene Ontology annotation, molecular function: ATP hydrolysis activity; ATP binding. Gene Ontology annotation, cellular component: preribosome, large subunit precursor; nucleus. Bases 52 to 16194 code for a protein of 5380 amino acids. The transcript is spliced from 101 exons.
CUUCCGGUAUCAUUUGCUGUCAAAAAAAAAAUUACGGCGAUAAUAUAUAAAAUGGAUAAUUUCACAUGUAGUUGGAGUCUACUGAAUGUUUUAAAUGAUAUCAGUAGACUAAAUGCUUCUUAUUCAAAAGAUGUCACUAAGUUUCUAAGUAAACAAAUAUGGAGUCCGGAUGAUCGUACAAAGAUUUUGGACAAGUUGAGUGAACUAUUUAUCAAGGACAAGGCUCUAAAUCUUGGUGAGAAAUGCCGGCCUAUUCUUCUAGAUGUAGUAUGGAGAUGUAGACUACGCAUUGAACAUUCAGACUUCAACUUCAAACAACACCAAGAUUUUUGUAUUUCUUUAAGUAAAUGCUUACACUGGCCAGAUAUUCAAAGGUUUACCUUGGAUUAUAUCACUGGAAAACCAGGUUUCACUCGAUCAGAUGAUGAAAAUAAUGUUGAACCAAAGAGAAAAAAGGCAAAAAAGUCACAGACAUAUGAAGUAUCAGUGUGUCGGGCAGCAUGGCUGUUUGCCUGUUACCUUGGUGAAGAAUCUAGUCAUGUGACACCAUUGAAAGACCUGAUGCCAUACCUUACACAUGAUAACGAUGAUGUCAGAUGGUUUGCUUGUCAGGCAGUUAUGGAGGCACAAAAACUGUCUUCAGAUGCCAGGAGAAUAUUCCUUAACAAAUACUUCUCACCACAAACAAUACGGGAAUUAAAAAUCAGGCAUAAAUUAAAUGUAUCUCAGAAUUCAUCUGUUGUCCAGUCUGGAAUUAGUGUUGACAUAUUAUCCAAUGAACUGUCCCAUACACGUCACAUGAUCAUAGAAUCUGACCUCUGUGGAAAGGUCACCUGUAUCGGAGGUGUACUACUUUCUAAAGUUUCCAGCUCAUCUGAGGGAGAUGAUAGUCCACUAGAUUUGGAUUUAUUACCUGUACCCUCCAAUGAGGCCAACCUUCAUAGUUUAGCUUUAGCAGUGUCCUCGGGCAGUCCGGUCCUGCUUCAGGGUGUUGUUGGCUCAGGCAAGACUAGUCUGGUUGAGCACCUGGCCAGGUUAACAGGACGUAGUGGACCUCCGGCACUGAUGAAGAUCCAGAUGGGAGACCAGAUGGAUAGCAAGGCUCUGUUGGGAACAUACAGAUGUACAGAGGUACCAGGGGAGUUUAUCUGGCAGCCUGGGGUUCUAACCCAGGCUGUUACCCAUGGUUACUGGGUUCUGAUGGAGGACAUAGACUUUGCUCCGAUGGAAGUGAUAUCUGUGUUGUUACCAUUGCUUGAGACUCGAACCCUUUCUGUACCAGGUCAUGGGGAUAGUAUAAAGGCCGCGCCAGGGUUCCACCUGUUUGCAACUCAGAGGUUAUUGACUGGAAGCACUGGCUGGAACAAACAACAGAAUAGUAAUAGUGCUUUACUGGAUAAAUUGUGGACAUCUGUACUAGUGGAACCUCUCACCAGAACUGAACUUUCUAAGGUAUUAUGUACAAAGUACCCCAGUUUGGAGACUGUGGUUGACAAAUUGUUGGAUAUAUAUUUCCUGUUAUCUGCUGGUGACCACCAGGGGGCAUCCAGUGUUGCCAUGGAGACAGAGAUGGAGUCUGUUGGAAAGUUCCUGUCACAUGACGGGAGGCAAAUUUCAACAAGAGACUUGAUAACUUGGUGUGGAAGAAUUGCUAAGGACUUCGAUGUGUCCUCAUCAGGGGCAGGCAACUUUGUCUUUCUAGAAGCCUUGGAUUGUUUUGUUGCAUGUUUGUCUAAGCGUGACAGACGUAUACCCCUAGCUGAAGCCAUUGGAGCUAAACUCAACAUCACUAAAGUGAAGGUGGAAUAUUUCAAUGACAAGUAUAAACCAGAUGUAACUUCAACAUCUAAAACAUUCUGUGUGGGUAGAGUUACAUUACCAGUUCUCGAAACCUCUUCAUUCAUGCAGUCAAGAAGAAGGAGCACUUUUUCUUACACUCGUCAGUCAAGUGUUUUACUUGAAAGAGUGGCAGUGUGUGUCAAGAACCAGGAACCAGUCUUACUAGUGGGAGAGACAGGAACCGGCAAGACAUCUUCUGUACAGUAUCUCGCUGAACAACUAGGACACAAGUUACAUGUUAUCAAUAUGAAUCAACAAAGUGACAGUGCAGAUCUUCUUGGAGGAUUCAAGCCAGUGGAUGUGAAACAUAUCAUAAAACCUUUCUACGAGGAUUUUGAGUUGCUGUUCUGUAAGAGUUUCUCCAGGAAACAGAAUGCAAAGUUCCUUGGACAUUUACAGGAUUCUUUUGGGAAGAGAAAGUGGGAAAACUUAUUCUCAUUGAUGGAACAUACCACAAAGUCUGCUCUUCAGAAAUUUGAGAGAGAGACAAAGUUUCUAAAGAAGUGGCAGUCAAUAUCCAAACGUCUGUCACAGUUAAAGAUACAAGUUCAUCAGACACAGAAUGCACUGGCCUUCACAUUUAUGGAGGGUAGUUUAGUGAAGGCUAUAAGAGCAGGAGACUGGGUGUUGCUAGAUGAGAUCAACUUGGCUGCCAUGGAAACAUUAGAAUGUCUCAGUGGUCUGCUUGAGAGAACCACAGGUUCUUUACUACUUAUGGAACGUGGAGAUGUAGAGCCAGUUGUACGUCACCCAGAAUUCCGUCUGUUUGCAUGUAUGAAUCCAGCAACUGAUGUCGGCAAAAAGGACUUGUCUCCUGGUAUCAGAAAUAGGUUUACAGAGCUGUUUGUUGAUGAGUUAGAAGACCCAGCAGACUUGAAGAUCUUGGUCUGUGAUUAUCUCCAGGGUCUGUCACUCACUGCAGGACAGGUUGAUGGUAUAGUGAAAUUUUACCUUACUAUUCGAACCGAGGCCAGCAAGAAACUGACAGAUGGGACAGGUCAUCCACCUCAUUACAGUCUGAGGACUUUAUGUCGGGCACUGAGAUAUGCAGCCAAGAAUACAUGCGGGUCUGUGCCAAGAUCAUUGUACGAGGGAUUUUGUUUGAGUUUUCUCACUCAGCUGGACAGGUCUUCACAUCCAGUAGUACAACAGCUAGUAUGUCAACAUGUCCUGGGAAAAUCUAACAUCAAAUCUGUCCUCAAACAGCCCCUCCCCAUGCCACCUUGUGGGCGGAGCUUAAAUUUUGAAGGGUACUGGAUAUCUGUUGGGGACCUUGAGCCACAUAUACCAGAUGACUAUAUCUUGACUCAGUCAGUGAGAGCCAAUCUGAAAGAUCUAGCAAGAGUAGUUUCAGCCGGACAACAUCCAGUGUUACUACAGGGAGAAACUUCCGUUGGUAAAACCAGUCUGAUAAAAUGGCUGGCCCAGUCUACUGGUAACAUAUGUGUACGUGUAAACAACCAUGAACACACUGAUCUGCAGGAAUAUGUUGGUUGCUAUGCUGCUGAUGAGAAUGGAAAACUGGCAUUUAAAGAAGGUGUUCUGGUUGAGGCCAUGAAGAAAGGACAGUGGAUCAUACUUGAUGAAUUAAACCUUGCCCCAACAGAUGUACUGGAGGCUCUGAAUAGGUUGUUGGAUGAUAACCGAGAGCUGUAUAUACCAGAGACCCAGGAGACAGUGAAAGCUCACCCAAAGUUUAUGUUGUUUGCUACCCAGAAUCCACCAGGACAGUAUGGUGGCAGAAAGAUGUUGUCAAGAGCGUUCAGGAACAGGUUUGUAGAGCUUCACUUUGAUUUGAUACCCAGUAAAGAACUGGAAACCAUACUGCACGAGAGAUGUGAUAUUCCUCUCUCAUAUGCACGGCGACUUGUGGCAGUCAUGUUAGAGCUGCAGACCCGCAGGCGGGGUUCUGGAGUGUUUGCUGGCAAGAUGGGUUUUAUGACGCUACGGGAUCUGUUCAGAUGGGCAGGAAGGUACAAGUGUCCCGAGAUGGAUGGAAAGAAAUUCUAUGAUUGGGACAAACACUUGGCAGAUCAAGGUUAUAUGUUACUGGCUGGCAGGGUAAGGAAACCUGAGGAAGCAGAUGUCAUUCAGGAAGUGAUCCAGAAACAUUUCAAAUGUAAACUUACUGCCAGUUCACUAUAUACACUAAAUACUUCAACAUCCUUGACCUCGAAAUCGUGUUUAGGGAGUGUGCUGAGCCAAUCAGCAGAGGGCUUUCAUCAUGUGGUUUGGACGUACAGUAUGAGAAGAUUGGCUGUUCUGAUUGGACAAGCCAUAAGAUACAAAGAGCCAAUCUUACUGGUUGGAGAAACUGGGUGCGGAAAAACUACAAUGUGUCAGUUGUAUGCAGCUCUUUAUAAAACAGCUUUACACAGUGUCAACUGUCAUCUACAUACAGAAAGUGCUGACUUUCUUGGUGGUCUGAGACCUGUCAGAGCACACUCAGAGGAAGACAAAAAGGAGAAAUUGUUUGAAUGGGUGGAUGGACCUUUAGUACAAGCCAUGAAGAAAGGAGCCAUGUUUCUCAUUGAUGAAAUCUCAUUGGCUGAUGACAGUGUCCUUGAGAGGUUAAACAGUGUCCUUGAACUUGAACGGACAAUUCUAUUGGCUGAGAAGGGAGGUGGGGAUGGCAACCAGAAUGAGGUGGAGCAUGUGGUUGCUAAGGAAGGUUUCCAUGUGUUUGCUACCAUGAAUCCAGGAGGAGAUUUUGGAAAGAAAGAGUUAUCACCGGCAUUACGUAACAGAUUUACCGAGAUCUGGUGUCCACCAUCCAAUCACAGACAGGAUCUGAUUGACAUCAUCGAGCACAACUUGCAUUCUGGGAUACAUCUAUGUAACCAGGAGGAUGGAACCAGUGGUAUUGGUCGAGCCAUGAUGGACUUUGUAGAAUGGUUCACUAACAAUGAACUUGGUAAAAGAUGUACAGUCAGUAUCAGAGAUAUACUUACCUGGGUAUAUUUCAUUAACACAUGUUCUAAAACUGUGGAUUCAGAUAUUGCUAUGGAGACUGAAGAACCAGUCUAUAACAAGCUUGAUCCUGCAGUGGCCUAUAUACAUGGAGCAUGUCUAGUGUUCCUGGAUGGUCUUGGAGCAGGAACUACAAGCCAGGGAAACGAUGCUGUUGUGACCCAGCUGAGGACUGUGUGUCUGGCAUUCCUUCUCAAACAAGUGAACUUAUUGACCCAUCAGGAGUAUGGUCUUGGUGACCUUCAUCUCCUUGACAACAGUCAUGUGACCUUUAAUGCAGUCUUGGAAACAGAAAAUGAGUUCAGCAUCCCUCCAUUUAGUAUUCCUAAAGGAGAGAGAAGAUGUGAAGGAAAGCAUCAGUAUGCGCUAAAAGCACCAGGAACAUGUCUGAAUGCUCAACGUGUACUGAGAGCCUUACAGCUGCCCCGCCCACUCCUGCUGGAGGGUAGUCCAGGUGUGGGGAAGACCAGUCUUGUAGGGGCAAUAGCCAGAGCUGCUGGUAGAGAUCUAGUCAGAAUAAACCUUUCUGAACAAACAGAUGUAACAGAUCUGUUUGGAGCGGAUUUACCAGUGGAGGGAUCAGAAGGGGGAGUGUUUGCCUGGAGAGAUGGACCCCUAUUGCAGGCACUUAAAGAUGGAAGCUGGGUUGUUUUAGAUGAGUUAAAUUUGGCCUCCCAGUCAGUGUUGGAGGGACUGAAUGCUUGCCUUGACCAUCGAGCAGAGGUAUAUAUCCCAGAGCUUGGGAAGACAUUCCACAUCCAGCAUGAGAAGACAAGACUGUUUGCUUGCCAAAAUCCAUUAAACCAAGGUGGAGGCAGAAAGGGUCUUCCAAGAUCAUUCUUAAAUAGGUUUACGCAGGUUUAUGUUGAACCAUUAAAGAGGACAGAUCUGAUGUUUAUAGCAAGUACAAUGUAUCCAGAUAUACCCCUUGACAUCCUCAACUACAUGGUCAGCUUUAAUAUGCAGAUAUAUGAAGAUACAGUGAUAAAGGGUCUGUGGGGUCAGAAAGGAAGUCCUUGGGAGUUCAACCUCAGGGAUCUAUUCAGAUGGUGUGACUUACUGAUUGAGAACCAGAGUGCAGGUAGCUAUAAUCCCGGGGAAUAUGUUGGACUUGUGUAUGCUGAGAGGAUGAGGACUGUAGCUGACAAACAGCAGGUAUAUGACUUGUAUAGAAAUACUUUCCCAGCUGAAUUUGAAUCUUACCAUUCCACCAAAAUGUUUCACCAUGGAGGUCAUCUGGUUCAAAUAGGUCAUUCAUUCCUCAAGGUCAGAGGUGAAGGUCAUCUUAAAAAGAACAGAAGUGUUUCCAUGGAGAUGUUACAUCACAGUUUACAACCUCUGGAAUCUCUUAUGAAAUGUGUAGAAAUGAAUUGGAUGGCCAUUCUGGUUGGUCCCUCUAAUUGUGGGAAGUCGAGUGUUGUAGAAAUCCUUGCUCAGCUGUCUGGGAACCAGCUGAAUGUUCUGGCGAUGAAUAGUGCCAUGGAUACGACGGAACUUCUUGGAGGAUUUGAACAAGCUGAUGAUAACAGACAUUUAGAGGAGCUUGCAGCAGAAGUUCAUUCCACUUUGAAUACUGUAUGUGAACAAUGUCUACUAAGUGAUGACAUUGGUUGCCUAGAUACAGUUGCUAAGUUACAGGAACUUUGGAUAGAUAUACAGACAAAACAGAUGUCAGGUGACAGAAGGUCAAAUGUUGAAGAAUUAGAACUGAUGAAAAAUCAAGUAGUGGCUUUGUUGAAAAUUAUGGGUAUCUGCAAGAAGUCUUGGAGAAAGUUUGACUUGCAGGGAGAGAUUACAGAAAAAAUGGGUCAACUGAAGGUGAAGCUGGAACAUCUGAAACACAAGCUGUCAUUGGCUGUUGCUGGACAAGGGGGUGGGGCUUUUGAAUGGAUUGAUAGCCUAUUGGUCAGAUCUUUGAGGGAGGGGCAUUGGCUAUUGAUUGACAAUGUCAACUUCUGCAGUGCCUCAGUGUUGGAUAGGCUAAAUGCCCUUUUGGAGCCCCAUGGAGUAUUAUCCAUCAAUGAAAGAGGGGUUAUAGAUGGCGAAAUACCAACAAUCAAACCACAUCCAAACUUCAGACUAUUUCUAUCAAUGGACCCACGACAUGGUGAGAUAUCUCGUGCAAUGAGGAAUAGAGGAGUGGAAAUAUUUGUCCCUGGAGAGGAUGAUGGACAACUAUUCAGUGACUUUGACUUGCGUCAGAUCUUCAGUAGUUCAGGGUUGAAGUCAAGGCCCGUUUUUGAUUGGUUGUUGAAACUGCAUCACACCCUUGCUGAAGAGUUACCAAGGGGAGAUAAACCAAGCAUGCAGAAUCUUCUGCAGGUGUGCAGGCAAACUGUACAACAAUGUAACCAUGGAAAUAACCUUGAGAGGUCAUUGAGAUCAGCAUGUUACAGUGUUUAUGUUCAAAGACAACGACACACACAGUCAAAGCAGAAAUCCUCAGAGAUUGUAGACGGGGAAUGUGAAUCAAUGAGAGAGGCUGUGAACAAUGUCAGUUUGGUACCAGAGCUGGGAGUUACUCCAGUCAAGCUACCAGGGGUGUCGGAAUACACUACAGACCCUGCCAGUGCUUUGGUUAUGAGAAAUAGUGCCAUGUUUGUACACCUCCUUGAAGAGCAUAGGACUAGGGGUAUGGAUGUUAGCCUGAAGUUGAAGUAUGCCCUAAAUCUUCUGCUGCAGUUUUCAACAAGGAAUACUCUUCAGUUAAAUGUGGACUGGUUGCAGAACUUUUGUAAAAACUACAACCAGUCAGAGGAUGUCUGUAAAUAUGGAGUGUCCAGUCUACUGGAGACAAGCAGUCUCUUGACAAAUACCACAGCAACACCAGAGUUCAUGGAAACUUUGUUGACAUUAACAAAUAACUGUGUUAAUGAGUGCCCUUUGGAUCUCCGUUGGAAUGUUCAGUUAUAUGAAAGGUUUGUCCAUAACUACAAGGGAACUGAUUUACCAAAACUGAAAAGUUGCCUGGAGCUGUUCUUUAAUAGGUUACAUGUUCUGCAGAAGUUUCAGGUUAAUAUUAACAUGGCGAGAAAACAUCAGGAAAAACUACAGCAUGCAGUACAACAAGAUAAAAGUCUUGGUAAGCAGACGACACAUGAAGCUGUUGUCCACUUGGUGGCACUGUUCCCAUUGUUGACCUCUGCAGUUCCAGAGUUACUACAAAACAUGGAAUUACAGUCAUAUGAGAAAGUCACACUGGUGCUGCAUGAUCUACAAUGGAUACCACGACUAUAUGAAACAGCUGCAGUGACAUUACACAGCACUGAGGCAGCAUCUAGACUAGCUCUGUUCUGGAAAUGGUUGCACAACAAAUUCUUGUCUGGUUGCCUUGGAAAUAUGAGUGACAGUCAGAAUAUUUUGGCAAUUGUUGCUGUGCUGCAAGGUAUUCUGGGUAAAGAUGACAGGACGUGGAAGCUAUUUAUAAAGUUCUGGAGGUCAUGGGGUCAUCCUACACCAUAUUCAAGUGAAGACGGAGCAAAACUGAUAGUGAAAGCUGCGAAACUGUUUAAUUUGCUACAGUUUAGCAGUACAAAGUCUGUUCUCCUGAAUACCCCAAAAGUUAAAUUGAUAAAAAGCAGACGACAAGUUCUUUUGGAAGUUGGCCAGUGUCUCUUUGGAGAGUCUGAAACAGAAAAUCUUGAAAUGAAAGAGAAGGCAAUACAGUUAUUGCAAAGUCUGCUAAGAGGUCAUGGUCUCCAAAACAAGGAAGAAGACAUUGUUGCCAUGGAAACAGAUGAUCAGUUUUCAGGUGACCAAUCAGGUGACAGUAUGAGGCAAAAAGAGAUACCAUUGGACUUUGUACAGUUGUGGCCGUUGUUUGAAUACUCCUCAGCUCUGGAAAGCUGGAAAAUGCUUGGUGACUUAAAUACGACCCAGUGUGUUGAUCAGAAACUUCAGUCAUUGGUUGAUUAUGCAGCUCAUUACACCCCUAUAUCUCCAACUGAUCUCAGCUUCAUGAUGAAAUUGUUGAAUACAGUGGAGGUUUCUGUACCAACUGCUGUCAGUCAUGUGUUGUGUAGACUGAGGACCUGCUGUGCAGUGAACAACACAUCAGACUGGUUAGAAUGGUCAGACAUACCUCAACAAGAGCCAGAGGAUAACCCCAGCAUCAAGAAGCUCAACAUACACCAAUCUGUCUUGUCCUACAUGCUGAGUACUCUGCUGUCAAGGGCAGACAACUGUGUUACCUUGACAACUCCCUCCAAUGUGAAGAUCAGUGCUCCAUUGAAGAGCUACACAAAGGAGAUCACUCAGAUGUCCCAUAUAUCCAGGCAUAUUUGGUCCCAUGUUGGUACAUACAGUAACAGCAGCAAACAACCUGUGGCAUUAGACAAAACCAGCCUCUACACAUGUUUAAUCCAUACACUGAAAUCCUGCAAGUCUUUGGUGGACCCUGAUCAUACUCAAGAGUUUUCUGGUGCAAUAGAAUCCUUGUCUGCCUCAGAUAUCUCUUGUAGAUGUCUUGAAAACAUUAAUCAGAUGUUGACUAAAUGUUGCUCUAAUCUUGACAAAACUUGUGUAGAACAGUUACAGAGCGUUCUUCAGAGCAUACUGGCAGUCACCACUGAUAGGUCACAUGACCUGGGUACACUGGGUGUUGCAUGGAUUAAUCUGGGACUGUUUAAUAUGAAGUUGUUAGCCCCACAGGGGCCAGUAGAUCCAGUGGAGAAAGUGGCAAUAAAACUUCAGCUGUUAAGAGAUGAGUUGUUAGAUGUAGACACAGAAUUGGAGGUGUUAUGUAUGCAUCACAGAUUGGUUACAGGCCAAGAUCUGCUUGAAGUGUCAUCUAGGCUGGUUCACCCACGUGUGCCAUAUCUGAGAAACCAGUCGAGGGAUCUUAAGGAUAAGAUAAGGGAGCUGGAACAACAAGUUGCCUAUAGACCUACCCCAUCACAGUACAAUCAGUUGGUGGUAGAUAUCAGAAACUUUAUGGAUAGUGUGUCAUCUGCUGAGAAUGUGAACAAACUGGUGAAAAAGCUUCAGGGUCAAAGAAACAAACCAUCCAAAAACAUGGCUGCCUUACAGGAAGUGGAAUUAUGGGAAAGAUCACAAGACAAGUUUAUAGAGACAAUAGAGACAGAAUAUCCACUGUAUAGAGAUAUAACAACACCAUUCCUAUCUGCAGUUCAGCAGAUGGUUCAUGGUACAAGUGUAUUGUCACAUACAGUGAGACAGAGUAUGUUGCUGAAUCGUCUAGUCAAAACAUCAGACAUAGCAACAAGGUCUUCUUUAGAGAAGCUGGUUAUAUUAGUUGGCAAGUUUCCAACAUUGUCAUGGCAACAACCUUCAUGUCAUCACUUAGCAAAGACACUGACUUCAGAUGCCAGCCUCAGUUUGAUGAAAACAGUUCUUUCUCACUCAGACUUGGAGGAAAUGGACCUUUCACAAAUUGCCUCAGACAGUGUUUUGUCAAGUUGCUUGUUCACUGUUCAUAAUGCAGCCAGUGUUAGGAAAGAGUUGACAUCUGGCCUUGUGAUGACCUUGACCCAAAUACUGGAGAUGUAUGUGUUGUCAUGGCAACGUGCAGAAGAGGAGAGGAAGGCUCGUGAGGAAGAGGAAGCCAGUCUGUACCGCUACAAAUCCGAGGUGCAUGGAGAUGAGAGAAGUGAAGAGGAACAACUUGAAGCAAACUUCCAGGAAAACUUCCCUCAGUUUACCCAGGACUUCGUAGAUCUUGUUGGACCAAAAUCCUUUGAAGAUUCAACUGUUCAUAUGGAAGAUGACAGUAGCACAAACACUGCAGCAGAUGUAUCAUCCUUCAAAGUGACAAGCACUCAGAUGACACAGAUCUUCCUUGUCCACCAGAAGCUGUACAAACAUUUGGUAAACACAGACUGGUAUCAGCCAAUGAAAGCCCAGUCUCUACAGUUACAUGAUUGGAUCAAACCAAUCCUGUCAAAUUACACUGCAGCCACAGUUCUGACCAAACAUCUGACAGACGUUCUUAGCAGCAAUAUAGACAGUCAGCUACUGGGAGGACACCUGGUGGUAUCAGCUGUACAACAGUUCUAUAUCUUACAAGCAAACCAGCAGUGUGCAAGUCAGCUAAUCCCUAAACCCAUCAUCUAUGAUAUCUACCAUGAUACAAAUGUUCCAGAAGUAAUACAGUGUCUACCAGUUAUAAACUGUCUUCGUGUGAGAGUUACAGAACUUCAACAGGAAUGGCCUGACCAUCCUACACUGAAACAGCUGUGUGAGAUUAUGGACAGAAUAGAGAGUUUCCCUAUCACCUGUCCUGUGAUGAAGUUUCUGACUGGGAUUGAAUUACUGCUACAGACAGCACAGGAUUGGGAGAGCAAUGCUUCACAGCAUGUAUCCAUGGUAACCCAGCUGGCUGACAUUUCAAGGCUUAUAGUUCAAUGGAGAAAACUGGAGUUAAGCUGUUGGGUGAAUGCACUGGACACUGAAGUACACAAGUACAGAUCAGCUGCCAGUAAAUGGUGGUUCCACCUCUACCAAGUUGUUAUGUCCUCAAUACAGCCUCAGGAAUCUAGCGAAGCCGCCUCACUGGAAGAUGUGAUAAAAUCACUGAAACGUUUCAUAGAACAUGCCACACUAGGUGACUUUCAAUCUAGGCUGGAAAUGUUGCUGAGUUUUCAUUGUCAUUUGGUUACCAUGACAACAUGUGGGGCACAGCCUUCUUCCAUGGAAACCGGGACAUUGAGGAAGGAACUACAGAAUGUGUUAUGGAAUAUGUACCAGUUUUACUCUAGAUUCAGUACCACUGUGCAGUCAGAGCUGGACAGACAGAGGGCACCAAUUGAAAAAGAGCUUAAGGGCUUUGUAAAGAUUGCCCGCUGGUCAGAUAUCAACUACUGGGCUUUGAAACAGGCGACAGAGAAAACACACAGAACACUGCACAAACAUAUCAAACAGUUUCAGGGUGUUCUGCAGCAGCCUGUGCAAGGAAUUUUGGGAGAUGUAGACACUGGCGCCACCUCUUCAGGGGCAGAUCACUCUAGUUGGUCAGAGAAAAUGAACAAAUAUCAGGAAGACUUUGUUAAACAGCUAGAACAAUAUAAGGUCAGACUCCAGCCUGCUCCUGCAGCAUGUUCACCUGAAAGAUUUCCUCUUCAGUAUAGACUUGUACAUCUGUGUACACGUUUAAACAAACACUGGAGACAGAUUGUAAGCUCAGCACAGUAUUGUCAGCACAUAGUAUCUCUAGAUGAAUUUACAGGUGAACUGAUAGAAAAUAUUUAUGAGCUGCAAGCACUAGAAGUUAACAGGAAUGAAGAGAAGGAGAAGCAGAAAUCUGAGGCAAAGCAUAUCAACUUGAGGAAGAGAACAGCACUGAGUGACCUCUUCAGAUACCUCGCCAAACUUGGGUUAUCAUACAGAAGAGGACUGGCCAUUACAGAUAGCAGUGACAAAGCUCUGAAAGUACCUCCUGUAGAUCUCAGUGUAUCCUUGCAGAGUGACAGUCAAGUGCAGGAAGUCUGGUCUGGUUGUCUGCCGUAUUUCUACAAGUGUGUGUCCAGGAGAGCCCAAUUCCAGGCUGCUCUUGUUACACCUUCAAAGGAACUUGGUGUUGGCAAUAUUGAUAGAUGUCGAGGUUUUGCAGAGCACCUCUACAAACUUCUGAUGGAACAACACACAGAGGUUACCUACCUGGCAGCCCAGUACAAACAGAUCCGAAUGCUGGUCCAGGAUGUUGACAGGCUAAAUGACAACAGAAAGAUAACAAUACCACAGUCCGAUGCCAGCAAGUGGAAUGAUGUCUGUAAAAGCCUUGUCUGUCAGGUUUUGGAAGGCUUGAAUCAGUUCCUUGUUAUUCUACACUGUUGCCCACAGCAACAAGUGGAAGUCACUCUACAUCCAUCCCCUGUACCAGCAGACAAUCUCCACCAGAUGGCACUACUAAAGCAAGGAGAUGAGGAGCACAAAAAUGCAAUAUCUCUAGUCCAGAAUUUACUAAACGAAGUACAGAUUUCACAGACAAUGUUGUCAGGGGUACAGUCACAUUUGUUUAUUUGGUCAGACAUUGAGCAUAUGAAGACAGUGUAUGCAAAGUUGUUUGCUAUUGUACCCAGCAUGCAACAGCUUUGCAAGCUUUUUACAGACCCUGAUUCCAGUCACCCAAAUGCUUUUACUGAAGUGUUGCAUUUCCUGUCUGAAGAAAUUAAUAGUAAAGUGUCUGAAUUUGAAACUUGGCAUAAAACCAUUGAAGGUCAAGGUCAAGUGAAUGACCUUGCUAGUGAUGCAGUGUCAGAAUUCUCUGAGACACUGGAACAGCUGAUUUCAAGUAUUCUUUUGGUGGUGCAGAAGCAAAGCAAACAUCAUGUUACCAUGGAAACAGAAAAUAUUGGUGAUAGCCCCACAGAGGAGACUGAAGAUGAGGAACUGUGUGAGGGUCACCUUGUGAAGGUCAUAUAUGAAAAACUGCAACAAGACAGACAACUCUUAGAAUGUGACCAGACUAUUAACAGUUUACAAUCCCUCCUACAACAAGUUGUGUCCUCCAGAACCUCGGACACAUACAAGGCUAUGGUAGAGAACCUAUCCCACUGUGCCCCUCUCUUGUACCAGUACAGAGAUAUUGUGCACCAUCAUGUGAUCAGUAACCUAGCAACACAGAGAACUAUGGGAAAACUUCUGUCUGUGCUUCUAGGAAUGUUUACAGACCUUGCAGCAAAGGGUUUCUGUAUACCUCCGGAACUGUCUGAUGAGAUGUCUGGGGAGGGGGCAACAGAAUUCUGUGAUAUGGAAGAAGCUGGGAUGGGUGAGGGAGAGGGAGUGAAGAAUGUCAGUGACCAGAUAGAAGAUGAGGAUCAGCUGGAUGAAGCGAAAAGACCAGAAGAUCACAAUAAAGAAGAUCCUGACAAUCAACCUGAUGUAAAAUCAGAGGAAAAUGCAAUUGAGAUGUCAGAAGACUUUGAUGCCAAAGCUCAGGAUCUGGAAGAUGUUGAUAAAGAAAAAAAUGAUGAAGAGAAUGAUGACGAAAAUGAAGAAGAUAUCGAUAAACAGAUGGGUGAGGUGGAUGAAAUGGACAAUGAUAAGCUUGAUGAACAGAUGUGGGGUAGUGAUGAGGAGGAUAAUGUUGAUGAAGAACAGAAAGAAGAGUCAGGACCAGGGGAUGGUAAACAAAGUGAACCAGAACUUGUCGCUAAAGAUGACAAUGCUGACAAGUCUGAGAAUGAUAAAGACAGGGAACAGGGUAAUAAAGAUGAGACAGAGGAGGAUGAGAAUGAUGAAAAACAGAAACAAAACAAUCUGGAUAAUUUAGAUCAGGACAAUUAUGAUGAUGACCAAAUUGACCCCUAUCAUGGCAAGCAGGAAGAACAGCAGGCCCCUGAUGACCUUGACCUUCCAGAUGACUUACACCUUGAUGAUGACAAUGAUGAUGGAGCAAAAGAUGAUGAAAAAGAGACGGAUGAAACAGGCCCUGAAAAAGAAGAAGAUAUGAACUUGCCACCAGAGGACACACCUGACGAACCUGGUGAGGAACAGAAAUCCGAAUCAGAAGAGAAACAAGACCAAGAGCAGUCUCAAGACAAUGGAGAAGACCUACCAGAAGAAACAAACAAUGAAGAGAAGAACACUGAUGGUAAAGAUUCAGCAGACAUUGAUGAGAGGCAGGACCAGGAAGGCGAAGAUGAACAAGGGUUUACACCUCAGGAUGAGUCUGCAGUAGAUACAGAAGAGAAUGAGAAUCAAAAUGAAGCAGACGACCCUGUACCUACAGUAGAACAUUAUGGGAAGACUUCCCAUGAUGCAACAGAGAAUGUUGAACAGAGUGACACUGCACAGGAUACUGCAGGGGAAACAACUGAAAAUGAGCAACAAGAGGUCGAUGGUACAGGUCAAGCUAGUGCAGACCAAAUUGAAGGUCAUCAAGGUCAAAGGUCAACAAAAGUAGCAGACUCAUCAUCUAGUGGUAAAAGGAAACAGGAGGACAGACAACCUGGAAAAUCUGACAGUGAAAGGUCAUUGGGGUCAACUGAUCAGAAAUACAAGAAAUUAAAAACAACUGAUUCCACACUGAAUAAACAGGAAGAAACAGAAGAUAAUCAGGAGUCUGAAGAACAGAAUAAGUCAGACCUAUACGAGCAUGUUAAAGACUCAAAGUCACAUCAUGAUGCCCAGACACUAGAUGUCGCCACUGCUGAGCAACAAGAAAAGCAGGGACAGAUAACCCAGGAUAAUGAGGAAGACAACUCUGAUGUUGAUGAUGCAGAAAUGGCAGAUGAGAAAGAUACAGAGGACUUUGAAAAACUUGAUGACCUAUUAUCUAAUAAGUUGAAAAAGAAAUCCAAAAUUGAGGCAGAUAAAACACAAGAGGAAUCUGCAGAAGCUGUGGAAGCAGACGGUCAAGUUCACGAAUUGCCAGGGGAGAUAAUUGCAACUGAAACUGUUGCCAGGGGAAGUGACUCUACCAUACAUACUGCAAUGGAACACCUGCAUUUAGACAGCAAUACAUUUGACCUUGAGAGUUUAAGGUCAGAGCUUGAAAACCAGCUUGGAUCAUGGACACAGUCUAAUCUCCCAGCUGACACAGAUGCUGAGUCUGCUGCCAGUGAGUUAUGGCAUAGAUAUGAGGCCUUGACCUCCAGCCUGGCCCAGGACCUUUGUGAACAGCUACGUCUGGUGCUUGAACCUUCACAGGCCACCAAACUCAAGGGAGACUACAGAACUGGAAAGAGAUUAAACAUGAGAAAAGUGAUUCCCUAUAUAGCAAGUCAGUUUAGGAAAGAUAAAAUCUGGUUACGGAGAACUAAGCCAAGUAAAAGACAGUACCAGAUCAUGUUGGCUAUAGAUGACUCUUCUAGUAUGGUGGAUAACCAUUCCAAACAGAUGGCCUUUGAGUCUCUGGCACUGAUAUCAAAUGCGCUAACGCUGCUUGAGUCAGGACAGCUUUCAAUUUGCAGUUUUGGUGAGGCAGUGAAUGUGUUGCACCCAUUCACAGAACAGUUCACUAGUUUGUCAGGGGCACAUCUGCUACAGUAUCUCACCUUUGAACAGAAGAAAACAAAAAUUGCACAUUUACUCAAGCAGGCCACUGCUAUGAUGCUAGAUGCACGAAACAAACAGCAAGGAAUUGUGGGUAACCCAGAGACCUCUCAGCUCUUGUUGAUUGUAUCAGAUGGGCGUGGCUUAUUCAUGGAGGGCAUGGAGGUAGUGAAAACAGCCGUACGACAAGCAAGGGAGGCAAAAGUGUUCAUUGUGUUUGUUAUUAUAGACAACCCAAAAAAUAAGGACUCCAUCCUUGACAUCAAAGUUCCUGUUUUCAAACAAGCGGGUCAGAUACCAGAGAUUAAAUCCUAUAUGGAUUCUUUCCCUUUCCCAUUCUACAUUAUUCUACGUGACAUUAAUAGUUUACCCAUGGUGCUUAGUGAUGCCCUCAGACAAUGGUUCGAACUUGUUACUGCAAUAGAUAGAUGAUGAAAGAUUCACCAUAGACUUUCCUGGGCAAUACUGUAAUAUUAAAGCUGGAGUUACAUUUAUCAAAUGUGCUGAAAAUGUGAAAUAUGUUGUACCAUGUAAAAGAGAGAAAUUUGAGAUGUUUAUGGUAAAGUGUUAAUGAUAUGCAUGUUUUAAAUUACAAUAGUACUAUGUGUAUUAUUACACUUUGCAUUAAGUUUUGCUGAAGAGCUUUUAUAGUAUAGAACUGAAGUAUAUAAAUUUUAGCAGGGCUAUUGAGCAUGUCUGAGGUCUUAUGUAUUGUACUGACCUGAAGCUAGGCCACAUACUGAUUUUACUGUACCAUAUGCCCUGUUUGAGGUCUUAUGUAUUGUACUGACCUGAAGCUAGACCACAUACUGUUUUUACUGUACCAUAACACAAUUUAUUUACUAUCAUUGUUACUAGUUGUGCCUGUCAAAAUCCCAUAUAGAUGGUUAAACAUCAUGCGGCACUGUAGAAUUUAUGUUUCAUGUGUAUAAAAUGCUGUACCAGAUUUAACCAGAGGGGAUACAAGCAAGAACAGGUAUUGUCCAGAUAAACAGAUAUCUGUUGAGAAAUGUGAAGAUUUAAUGAAGGACAUUGUUUCUGAAAUCAUUCCUCUUCCACAUCUGGUUCAGCUGGAGAAGUUUGCAGGUACUAGUGGAAAACUGAGAAAAUGUUUUUAUAUUUCCAGCACUAUAAAUUAAACCAGUAAACUAUGUCAAACUGUGUGUUUUAUGCAGUAUGUACUUGUAAGCACUUAUGUGGUGAAAGAACUUUAGAAAACUUUUGUCACUGGAUAUAGAUGACGUAAGAAACAUGUUGCAGGACUUGUGUAGGUUUUUUUUAGUGAUUUGUAAUUUGUGGCAUUAUUUUGCAAGAUCUGGAUAUAAGUCAUGGUUUAAAAGUGUAGUAGUAGGAACUUCUUGAAUUUCGAAGUUAUGUUUUAUUGCCAAAAAUGUAAUUUUACCUGCAAAAAAAUAUUGGUCCAAUUUUCGAAAGAUUUUAAAGGAGACUGUUGAUAUUAUGCUUCCUAAAAUAUGAUUGAAAGUUUUGUAACAACCCAGUGGCAUUAAAAAUAUUGCCAAGCUUGAAAUUUUAGUUUUUCAUGUCUGAAAAUGGGGGGCGGGGAGUACCAGAUAUAAACCAUUUUUGGCUGUUAAAAAAAACAACUAAAGUUCCUGUGACCACCAUUUGAGGUCAUUAUGAUGAUAAUACUAUGUAAUUUUAUUGAAUGGUUGUGUAUUAAAGAGAAAUUGAGGAAUAGUUUUGUUACAGUAAAAUUUGAUCAACCAGUACAUUCUUGGAUAUAUCCAUAUACAAUGUUUUAUAGACCUUUCAGUCUAAAACUUUUCUUUUUAUUUUAUCAUGUGGACAGCUGCAUAUAAUGAAAAUUCUCUUAAUUUUUAUUUUACAUUUUAAAUAAUGGCAGCAUCAGUGCUGUUCAUCUGUCUUCAUUGUUUUUGUAUAUCUUGUUAUGGAGACACUGUUAUGUUGAUGAUUGAAAAUAAAUCAUAUGAGAAGCAA